This is a messenger RNA of Meloidogyne enterolobii, 384 nucleotides long. Lineage: Eukaryota; Metazoa; Nematoda; Chromadorea; Rhabditida; Meloidogynidae. The record is from the annotation of a GenBank genome assembly.
AUGAAGACAAGUUUUAAACGUUAUUUAUAUAUAUUUUCAAUUAUGAUGCCUGCUGUUUUGCUUUAUAAUCUGAUUUUUAUUUUCACCGCUCCAUAUGAUGGAGGGAUUAAACAAUUUGAUGAAUUAAACAGAAUCUUGCCUUAUGUUUCUACUAAAGUACAGGUAAUUAUACCAUUUAUCAAUCAAUUAUUACCUAUAUUAACUGUGUUAGUUACUUUAAAUAAAACAAAUGAUUCAUCCAAAGAUAAUGAUAUAAAUCCAAUUUAUAUCUUUCUUGCUAUUUUCACUCAUUUUACACCUGUUUUUAACCCAAUUGUUUGUAUAAUAACUAAUAAGCCAUACAAAGAAGCUGUUUUUAAUCGUUUAAAAAUACAUCCACAAUGA